AACGAAUCUUCACUCUUCAAUCUUCUGACUCGCCAUUAAAACUUUUGGCUGUGUUGUUCUCUUCUCUAGAAGAGCACUGUAAAUCCGAUACCUUGUCAUCUUUCUACUCUUUCUGGAAUCAUAUCAUUUUGCAUGCACACCAAGCCACUGGGUCUCGUCGAUUAAUUGAAUCCGAGAAACCAAAGGAAAUUUCUGGGUUGCUGUCCGCUACAAACUCAAAUCAGAGUCUUUUCUUAUGCUUAAUUUUCGGUUAUUCAGCUUCCGGGAGUUCAAAAUGGGUUUUCUGGCAGUUUUCUCGAAGCGGGUCUUCGCUUGUUCUAGUUGACGAAUUCGUGUGUUCAACGGUGAACUCAAUCUACAAUGGAUGUGCAUUUAGAUUUUGACUGAUAUGCAGAUUAUGAAUCUCGGUCGGGGGAAUUUAGUUGGGAUUAGCUUGUAGUGUGAAAUUAGGAGCCACAGUCACUUCUUUUGUGGAGGAAUUCCAAGUUCAUUAUGUGCCAGUAUUGUUAGGUUUUGGUGAUUCUUCUGGUACUGCAUGUUCAUUGUGUGAUUGUGGUUCUGUCUUACAAUGUCUGGAGGUACACCGGUUGGUGGAGGAGGGCUUAUGAGACAGAGACACAGCCAGGGGUACGCAAGCAGUGGCGAUGACCUUGAAGACGAUGCAUGCUCGAGACUUCGUCCUUUUUCUCCUGCAAGCUUUGAAGAAGAAAGAAGAACGUGGAUCGAGAUUUUGGAAAAUUUUCUUUGGAUUGCUUCCGCGGCUUUAAUCGUAUACUUCGGCGAUCGUGAUUCCAAUUUGAUUUACCUCUUGUUUCAUGACGAACGAAUCAAAAGACUGCCUAUGUAUCUUGGAAUGAUAGGUAUUGGACUAAAUGCACUGAUUUUCAUAUAUACAAGCAUCUUGGCAUGGAGUGUUAAGAGAUUUGAUGAAAAAUGGGGACUAAAAAAAUGGGAAGUAACAAGUGUCGCUGCUUUACCAUUCGUUACUGCAUUUGGACUCGUCUCUUUUUGCUCAUUCACCUUUGCAUUGUGGCCAAUAUGGAGCUUCCUGACACUUCCUCUUCUGUUCACGUUAUUUAUGGCUUGCAUGGUUAUAACCCCCUACCUCAUAAUUGGGAAGUUCCACCCUUGCUAUGACGAGCUCCGUACCGAUUAAGCCUCAUACGAUUCAAGCGAGGAAUAGUGCUGACUUGCAUGAAGGGUUACUAAGUUCUAACCCCCAUCAUUGAUCGGUAGUCAUGGUGAUGUAGAGUGAAUUUCUUUCUUUGACUAUAUUCUGAUGUAUUCUGUGCAGUUACAUGCCAUGUUUUCCCAAAAUUGGUCACAGCACUGAGAGCCAGCAUUCCUUUCUUCUUUUUCCCCGGGAAAAAAAAAGACUUGCGAUCACAUAAAACCCCAAAUCCUAUGUAAUCACGAUCUGUUGGUGAAUGAUACGCAAGAAGAGCUGGCUGUGAAUAGAGCGUAAUGGUGUUAUAUGAUCUAUAUAGCCGAUCCUGUUUAAUGAGAUGAGGAUUGUUGUUGCAAAUUGCAUUAUAUGUUUUGCUAGUCAUUUUGUUGCUAAAUACUCUUCGUUUUGUUUACACACUGCACCUUUUAAAAAGGACAGGACCUCAAUAUGUGGGUUUAAGAAUUUUUGGGCUACUGGGGCCUUCCAUUGUU
Neltuma alba is the source of this 1659-nucleotide messenger RNA. Its product is annotated as transmembrane protein 128. The transcript has 4 exons. The coding region runs from base 569 to 1156 and encodes 195 amino acids. The record is from RefSeq and is a predicted model, not a curated record. NCBI's taxonomy places the organism in Eukaryota, Viridiplantae, Streptophyta, Magnoliopsida, Fabales, Fabaceae.